Molecule: messenger RNA, 1138 nt
Organism: Elgaria multicarinata webbii
Lineage: Eukaryota; Metazoa; Chordata; Lepidosauria; Squamata; Anguidae
Gene: GARIN2
Product: golgi associated RAB2 interactor family member 2
Exons: 7
Coding region: 101-994 (297 amino acids)
Cellular component (GO): nucleus
Source: RefSeq, a predicted model, not a curated record
UAAAGCCAAACAAUAUUUUUUAGAAGAGUGAAGGCGUAAUAAGCAACCAGUUUUUAGGAGCUGGACCAAAUACACAGAAUCUGCAAGUUACAUUCUUAUAAUGGGAGAUCUUCAAAAAGUUCUUGACAGAGGAGAAUAUAUUCCAUUGAGAUCUGCUCCUGUGUUUGAGAGCAACUUUAUUCAGGUCAAUAGAAGAGGUGAAUCAAUUUACGUUCAUAAUCGUCCCAACUAUGUGACCAUGGGGAUUUUUGCCUCCAGUCCAAACUUGUCAUUGCCAAAUGUGAUGCUGCUUGCACAUUCAACCCCUUCAUCCUCCCAAGUAGACAUUUCAACACGCCCAGCAUGUACACAGCGUUCAUGCUCUGAAGAUGAACUAGUACUCACCAGGUUCUUACCCUUGAAAUUUGUAGAUCUUUCUAUUCACUCUGCUAAGAAGAGACGCAUCAAGCUAAAGCUGGUGAGCGGCCGUGCCUACUACCUAGAACUCUGUGCUCCACCACAGAAACAGGCCCGUCUCUUCUGUCAGUGGACACGGCUCAUCAAUCAACUGAAAUCUAAAUCUAGAGGUUCUUCAGCUAAUGCUCUAUAUAAGGAUUUUGAAACCCAGGAGGAAAAUAUAGCCAUCAGGAACAAAACACUGAAUGAAAACAACAAAGUAGAGCCUCCCAUAAAUCAACAAACCAGCCAAGAGCCAAUAAAAACACAAGUCCUUAAGAAAUCCUCUUCCAAGCGGGUCACCAUUUCUGAUAUAGUGGGUCCUAUUGAAGAAUUUCGAAAGAACCAGAGCCAAGCCACAGUUUCUUCCUACAGCUGCAUGAAAAAGCCCAGUGUAGACUCAGAGAAACAAACGACAAAUAGACAAGAAUUAAAGGACAGGACUAUCAGAAAGAAUAAAUCUAGGGAACAAGAAUCUUUUUCUCAUACAAAAAAAAGACUGCAGACUUCAGGGAUCCUGAAGAAUGUCAGUAAGCCUGAGGUACUUUAUUACAAGUAACAGUGAAAAAUGGAUUCUCAUACAAACAGUGUGAAAAGAAACUAAAACUGAAGAUACCAAUCAAAAACCAAGAAAACAAGAUGCUCAAAUGGGAGACAGAGAUCUAGAAACUACUGUAUUCGUCUCUUCCGAUAUAAAAUUAAA